This is a messenger RNA of Xenia sp. Carnegie-2017, 1424 nucleotides long. RefSeq names its product mitochondrial dicarboxylate carrier-like. The coding region runs from base 294 to 1409 and encodes 371 amino acids. The record is from RefSeq and is a predicted model, not a curated record. Gene Ontology annotation, biological process: oxaloacetate transport; malate transmembrane transport; phosphate ion transmembrane transport. The transcript is spliced from 7 exons. Gene Ontology annotation, molecular function: succinate transmembrane transporter activity; sulfate transmembrane transporter activity; malate transmembrane transporter activity. Lineage: Eukaryota; Metazoa; Cnidaria; Anthozoa; Malacalcyonacea; Xeniidae.
UGGAACAAUGCAGGCAUUUACAAACUAUUGCCACACUUACAAACUAUUGCCACACUUACAAACUAUUGCCACACUUACAAACUAUUGCCACACUUACAAACUAUUGCCACACUUACAAACUAUUGCCACACUUACAUACUAUUGCCACACUUACAAACUAUUUCCACACUUACAAACUAUUGCCACACUUACAUACUAUUGCCACACUUACAAACUAAUGCCACACUUACAAACUAUUGCCACACUUACAAACUAUUGCCACACUUACAAACUAAUGCCACACUUACAAACUAAUGCCACACUUACAAACUAUUGCCACACUUACAAACUAUUGCCACACUUACAAACUAUUGCCACACUUACAUACUAUUGCCACACUUACAAACUAUGCCACACUUACAAACUAUUGCCACACUUACAAACUAUUGCCACACUUACAAACUAUUUCCACACUUACAAACUAUUGCCACACUUACAUACUAUUGCCACACUUACAAACUAUGCCACACUUACAAACUAUUGCCACACUUACAAACUAUUGCCACACUUACAAACUAUUGCUACACUUACAAACUAUUGCCACACUUAAAACUAUUGCCACACUUACAAACUAUUGCCACACUUACAAACUAUUGCUACACUUACAAACUAUUGCCACACUUACAAACUAUUGCCACACUUACAAACUAAUGCCACACUUACAAACUAUUGCCACACUUACAAACUAUUGCCACACUUACAAACUAUUGCCACACUUAAAAACUAAUGCCACACUUACAAACUAUUGCCACACUUACAAACUAUUGCCACACUUACAAACUAUUGCUACACUUACAAACUAUUGCCACACUUACAAACUAUUGCCACACUUACAAACUAUUGCUACACUUACAAACUAUUGCCACACUUACAAACUAUUGCCUAAUUGUCUACUUGAAAACCUUCUUGUCUUUUCAGAACCACUACCUUUUUAUCAGAAACUAAUGAUUGGAGCUUUUGGAGGAUUUGUUGGAGGAAUCGCUGGCAACCCUGCGGAUCUAGUAAAUGUCAGAAUGCAAAAUGACAUAAAAGUUGCUCCAGAACUACGAAGAAAUUACAAUCAUGCCAUGGAUGGAGUGAUCCGUAUUGUUCGAGAGGAAGGUCUGGGGAGAUGUUGGAGGGGAGUGACGAUGACGGCAACAAGAGGAAUGAUGAUCACAUCAACUCAAGUCUCUUGCUAUGAUCAAAUCAAGGAAACAUUGCUCAACACUAGAUAUUUUGAUGACAAUAUCUUAACACAUUUUGCAUCAAGUUUCUUAGCUGGUACAAUUGCUACAGCAGUGACUCAACCAUUUGAUGUCAUGAAAACACGUAUGAUGAACUCCACAGAGUACAAAGUAAGUUAUCAACCAUCAUAUUACCUAUGUUAAAAUCAACUAUGUUAU